CUCCCCCUCCCCCUCCCCCUCGCCGUCCCCCUGGAGUGGGCUCUGAAUCUAGGCCUCCCCUCUGCUUAGGGGACUGGGCCUGGACCUUCCUCGCUGUGUCGCAGGGGCCCCGCAGCCUGUCCCUGGCCAGCUUUCCUUUCCUGGCCUGCAGGGUUCUGACUCUGCUUCUUCCCCGCUACCUGAUUAUUCAGCCUCGUCCUGCAGGGAGAGACUGAGCCUCCAGCUUUAGCUUUAACCGUGUCGAGCCCGUGUGGGAGACUCGUGAACUGUAUUUGGGGGGCUGAGAGCAGGUGUCAUUUCUGGGGUUCACUGAAUGUGUCCACCUUGGGCCCUUCAUCGGGGCUCUUGCUCGCGCAUUCAUGCCAGUCUAGAGAAAUACCUUGGCUGCAUUUUAAUUAAAACAUACCUAUGUUUUGGAAGAGGGGGGAGGUUGAAGUUGCCUCAAAGCUAUUUUUAAUUCAGAGUUGUAAAGUGCAAGGGGGCUGAGAUUAGUUCUAAAUGGCACUUCUUGAACUUAAACGGUACAUUUUUCUCAGUCUCUCAGCAAAUCUACAGAGCCAGUUUCCCAAGUGCUGCUGGGCCUGAGUGGUGAAUAGAAGUGGGAAAGGCUGGGCCCACAAGGAAACAAGAUGUCGGAUAAGGGGAAUAGCGCUGAUGGAAAAACAGAUAUAGCCAAUGGGAGCUUGUCCAGCAGCCCAGAAGAAAUGUCCGGAGCAGAGGAGGGGCGAGAGACCUCCUCAGGCAUUGAAGUGGAAGCCUCUGACCUCAGCCUGAGCCUUACUGGAGACGAUGUAGGACCCAAUCGCACCAGCACAGAGAGCCGGGACACAGACACCGAGAGCUCAGGAGAAGAAAAGGACUCAGACAGCAUGGAUGACACAGGCCACUACUCAAUCAAUGAGGAAAACCGGGCCCAUGACCGGUCGCACUCGGACGAGGAGGAGGAAGAGGAAGAAGAGGAGGAGCAGCGGUCCCGGCGACGUGCCCAGCGCAAACGUGCCAACCACGAUCAAGACUCCUCGGAUGAUGAACGAGCACUGGAGGACUGGGUGGCCUCGGAGACGACUGCUCUUCCUCGGCCCCGCUGGCAGGCGGUGCGUGCCCUCCGGGGGAGAGAACUGGGCUCCAGCUCACGCUUUGUCUACGAGGCCUGCGGGGCCAGGGUCUUCGUGCAACGUUUCCACCUCCAGCACGGCCUAGAGGGGCACGGCGGCUGUGUCAAUACCUUGCACUUUAACCAGCGUGGCACGUGGCUGGCAAGUGGCAGUGAUGACCUUAAGGUGGUGGUUUGGGACUGGGUCAGGAGGCAGCCGGUGCUGGAGUUUGAGAGCGGCCACAAGAGUAAUGUCUUCCAGGCCAAGUUCCUUCCCAACAGCGGCGACUCAACUCUAGCCAUGUGCGCUCGGGAUGGCCAGGUCCGGGUAGCCGAACUCUCAGCCACCCAGUGCUGCAGAAAUACCAAGCGUGUGGCACAGCACAAGGGAGCCUCGCAUAAGCUAGCCCUAGAGCCGGAUUCUCCAUGCACUUUCUUAUCAGCUGGCGAAGAUGCUGUGGUCUUCACCAUCGACCUGAGACAAGACCGUCCUGCUUCGAAACUGGUUGUGACUAAGGAGAAAGAAAAGAAAGUGGGUCUCUACACCAUUUAUGUGAAUCCAGCAAAUACGCACCAGUUUGCUGUGGGAGGCAGGGAUCAGUUUGUCAGGAUUUAUGAUCAGAGGAAAAUAGAUGAAAAUGAAAACAAUGGCGUGCUGAAGAAGUUCUGUCCUCACCACCUGGUAAACAGCGAGUCCAAAGCUAACAUCACAUGUCUCGUGUACAGCCACGAUGGAUCAGACCUCUUGGCCAGCUAUAAUGAUGAAGACAUCUAUCUCUUCAACUCGUCUCACAGCGAUGGAGCAGAGUACGUCAAGAGAUACAAGGGUCAUCGCAAUAACGCCACAGUGAAGGGUGUGAAUUUCUAUGGCCCGAAGAGCGAGUUUGUGGUGAGUGGCAGUGACUGUGGACACAUCUUCCUAUGGGAGAAGUCAUCCUGCCAGAUUGUGCAGUUCAUGGAGGGCGAUAAAGGAGGAGUGGUAAAUUGCCUGGAGCCUCACCCUCACCUUCCCGUCCUGGCCACCAGCGGGCUGGAUCACGAUGUCAAGAUCUGGGCACCGACCGCGGAGGCGCCCACUGAGCUCGCUGGACUGAAGGAGGUGAUCAAGAAGAACAAGCGGGAGCGGGACGAGGACAGCUUGCACCACACCGACCUGUUCGACAGCCACAUGCUGUGGUUCCUCAUGCACCACCUCCGACAGAGACGCCAUCACAGGCGCCGAAGAGAACCCGGAGCAACAGACGGUGACUCGGACGAGUCCCCCAGCUCCUCUGACACCUCGGACGACGAAGAGGAGGGUCCAGACCGGGUGCAGUGCAUGCCUUCAUGAGACCGCCAAGGCCGCAGAACCCGUGAAGGGUGGGGUGAAGGGAGGAGACACACACAUCUCUACUAACAAACACCUUCAGCUUUUUAUUGGAAUGUUAAGGAACCCCCCAGCUCCUCACCCCCCACCUCCCUGGGGCGACCAGCCUAGCAAGAUUGCACUUUGGACUCGCCUUUGCUUGUGGGGCUCUAGGAGCCCUGGCCGGGAAGGGGUGGGGGGCGGAGUGUCAGAGAACCCUGCAUUAAGAGACAGAGCAUUAGACCCUGUGUGGCACGGCCUGUGGAGAGGAGGCCUGUGCUGUUUGGGUACUAGAAGAUUUUUCUGGAGGAGGGUGCACCUGGGUUCCACACCAGCCUCCUCCCAAGAGCUUCUCUUGAGCCUGCGUUGAGUUGUUUGGUUUUUCCUUCCUCUUCUCGAGCUGUUGGUGUGAGCCCGAGAGGCAUUCUGCAAGCUUGUGCUUUGGGGGCAGGGUCCCGUGCGACUCUCUUGGUUUGGUUUUGCCCCUCCAGCCGAGAGAUCUUUGACUCUGCUUCUCUCCAACUGGGGCCUUCCCUCCUUUCCGUGUUGGGUUCCUCCUCCCUCCCCGUGCUCCCUGACCUAAAAGUCUCCACAGAGCUUGUGUUUGGGAUCCCUCCUGCAGAACCUGUUGUCAUGCCUACUUCCCACCCCAUCCUCCCCCAGCCCGGGGGGCUUGCGAAGAGAUGCUUGCCUAGUUUGUACAUAUCAGUGAUUUGCACUUGGUUUUGCUCCUUCUCCUGACCCCCUCGAACAAUAACACAGAGAGCGAGGGCUCGGCAUGAGACUCCAGCGGAGGGGGCACGUUUGCCAGAGGAAGGGCAGCAGGAUCAGCCUCUUCACGGAGAGGGGAGAAAAGGAAGGUCCUUUAAUUUUCUGUUACUUUUAAGAAAAUCUCUUGUUUUGGGAGCUGUGGCCAGGAGUUGCCCCAUCACUGUUUAGAGGCCUAAUUUUAUAUCUAUUAAACACCAACCGAACCAAAUUGAACUUGGAUGUUAUCAAGUUAAAAUUAUUGUCAAAGUUGAAAUAUAUAUUAUAUAUAAAUGCAAUAAAAAAUUGAGAGCUC
Pelodiscus sinensis (Chinese soft-shelled turtle) is the source of this 3501-nucleotide messenger RNA. The record is from RefSeq and is a predicted model, not a curated record. Lineage: Eukaryota; Metazoa; Chordata; Testudines; Trionychidae.